CCCUGGUCCAACCUCCUGUCCAGAGAUAACUGCUUCGGGUCUUGCACGGCGCGGUGUUGUGUUUUUUCCCCUGGCGGACCUCCUCGGUCAGGACGCUGUGUAUAGUUCCACGGACCCAGUGCACUGAAGCCCUGGGAGACAGCCGUGGCACCAGCGGCAAGUAGUGCGUUACCAUCACUGGUGGACUGCACACAACUUUCCGGGAAGAUCGUUAUGGCUUUAAAGGCGCAGAAGUAAAGGUGAAGAAAGACCAAGGGGGAGAACAGCUGAUGGGCGCUCAGCAUAGCUGAUGCCAACUGAGCUUUGCUGUUUCAGUUUUCCUCAGUUUCUCCUGCUACUGCUCCUCCUCCUUGCUGGAGUUCCCUACACUAGGAACCGUGUGGAAACGGCUGUCCGUCUCCCAACCAAUUCACUGCAGCUUGAACCCUGAAUCCCGGUGGCGAUAGGUCGCCCUUCCAUUUCUAGGAACAUUAUGGCGAUGAAGGCAAUUGCUCACGGUACUACUGGGAUUCUACUUGUCACAGCCAAUGUCGGUUCCCUCUUCGAAGAUCCUGAACAGCUGCAGAAGAACUGGCUUCGAGAAUUUUAUCAGGUUAUACAUGCACAUAAACCUCACUUUAUUGCAUUACACUGUCAGGAGGUCGGGGGAAAGAGCUAUGAAGCAUCCAUGUCUCAUGUGGACAAGUUUGUUAAAGAACUGCUUUCGAGUGAUGAAAUGAGAGAGUAUAACAGAGCCAGGGUCUACUUGGAUGAAAACUAUAAAUCUCCUGAACAUUUUACGGCACUGGGAAAUUGUUAUUUUCUCCAUGAGAAUGUGAAAAAUAUCCAUCAGUUUGAUUUCAAAGCUAAGAAAUACAGAAAGAUUACAGGAAAAGAAAUUUAUUCUGAUACUUUAGAAAGCACACCUAUGUUGGAGAAAGAGAAAUUCCCAAAGGAGUACUUUCCUGAGUGUAAGUGGUCUAGAAAAGGCUUCAUCAGAACAAGAUGGUCCGUGGCGGAUUGUGCCUUUGACUUGGUAAACAUUCACCUGUUCCACGAUGCUUCUAAUUUAAUUGCUUUGGAAUCCAGUCCUUCCUCCUAUUCUGGAACACGACAGAAAGCCCUUACCUUUGUACUAGACAGAAUCACAGAUGAACGAUAUGAAAAGGUGCCGUACUUCUUGUUUGGAGAUUUUAACUUUCGAUUAGACGCAAAACAAGUAGUUGAGGCACUUUGUUCAACUGCAACAAUGCAGACAAUCCGUAUAGCAGACACAAAUGAGGUAGACAAAUUGAUAUUCCGAGAGUCAGAUAAUGAUCGUAAGGUUAUAUUGCGGCUAGAAAAGAAACUAUUUGAAUAUUUUAAUCAAGAUGUUUUUAGAGACAACAAUGGCACUGCGCUUUUACAGUUUGACAAGGAAUUCUCAGCAUUUAAAGACAGACUUUUUGAAUUGGAAAUUUCAUUUCCACCCAGUUACCCAUACAGUGAAGACAGUAAUCAAGGAAAACAGUACAUGAAUACCAGGUGUCCAGCAUGGUGUGACCGUAUAUUAUUAUCACACUCCGCAAAAGAAAUCAUUUUAAAGUCAGAAAAUGAUGACAAAUCUUUCACCUACACAUAUGACAACAUUGGAUCGAAUGUUUGCAUGGGAGAUCACAAGCCCGUCUUCCUUUCCUUUCGAAUAGCUGCUUGGGCAGGUAAACCUAAUGCAAAUAUGCACAAGUGUUGUGUCGUGCAGUGAUGUGUUGGUAAAUGUAUGGAAAAGAUGCCAACGCAGUGAGAAGAUGUCUCAUGAAAGUACCCACGAGAUGCAGCAUUGAAUACAAAGGGAUACGCUUCAUAGUGAAAAAAAGUGCAAUCCCUACAUCUGUAAUGAUGCAUCGAGUCCAUAGCACAACAUAUUUUUAGACUGCUGACUGUACACUAUGCUGGACUGUGUUAAGGAAAAGCCUCACGUACCUCACUGUCUUGUAACUUCCUGUGACAUUUAGUAGAAAUGUGGACAUUUUUUUAUGUCACAGUCUUGUUGCCAAAACUCUAAUAUAUGGCAGAGAUUCUAUAUAUUUUAAAUAACAGGUUUUUAACUUUUAAGUAAGUGUUUGUUAUUGUUGAUAAACUAUUUUGGUGUGUAAGAUCUUAUAAAAGUGCAAUGCUAAAUAUGUAUAUCUAUACGGUCUUUUUUUUGUACAUUGGAUUGUAAACACCAAGUUAUUGACUAUCUGAAAUACAAUUUCUUUUACUGACCCAACUUUGUGGUCUUUGUGUUAGGAUAGGUAGUUGUUUUCAUUUUGUUAGUCCUUUUGGAACUGAUUCUAUGUCAUGUAAUAGACACUGCCAUAUGAUAUGGUCUUUGAAUCACAUAACAGCUGCUGUGUAUAUCUAUAUGAUGCACACACAAGCGAUAUUAUGUAUGUGUUACCCCUAUGUGUGCGUGUGUGUGUGUGUGUGUGUGUGCGUGCGUGUGUGUGUGUGUGUGUGUGUGUGUGUGUGUGUGUGUGUGUGUGUGUGUGUGUGUGUGUGUACAACACACACGCCCACAGAUAUGAAUAUAUAAAAACACACAUAAAGGUAAACAAAAUAACUGCAUGCAUACUUUUAGCAAAAUUUAUGUUUGACAAAUUCAAUAUAAUUUAAGUUCCAGUAAGACUGAGUGCCAUAUCAGCAAAUUGCAUUUUGCAGCUGUAUUAUGAUAUCAAGUAACAUACAUUUAUAUAUUCAUAUUAUGUAUUAUUGAUAUUGUUGAUAGAGAUUAAUACAGAUGCCUAGAAUACUAUGACACAGAUAUUGCAGUCUCACUUUAUUACUCUUGCUAUAACUUAUUUCUGUGUAAUAAUGACUGAAUGUGAAGUUUAUUGAAAGAUUUGGGUAUUCAGUGUCUUUUAAGACUUUUGUAAGCUGUUUUUAUUACUGCAUUAUGGUGCCAAGUAUUGUACAUUAAAACAGUAAUAUUGUGGGAGAAUUAAAUGCUUGUCUGCAUUACGUGGUUGUUGCUUUAUACAGACUGUAUGUGUGUGUGUGUGUGUGUGUGUGUGUGUGUGUGUGUGUGUGUGUGUGUGUGUGU
This is a messenger RNA of Protopterus annectens (West African lungfish), 3040 nucleotides long. RefSeq names its product inositol polyphosphate-5-phosphatase A (gene INPP5A). NCBI's taxonomy places the organism in Eukaryota, Metazoa, Chordata, Ceratodontiformes, Protopteridae. Gene Ontology annotation, molecular function: inositol-polyphosphate 5-phosphatase activity. The coding region runs from base 473 to 1720 and encodes 415 amino acids. The record is from RefSeq and is a predicted model, not a curated record. The transcript is spliced from 16 exons. Gene Ontology annotation, biological process: phosphatidylinositol dephosphorylation.